This is a messenger RNA of Danaus chrysippus (African queen), 450 nucleotides long. The record is from the annotation of a GenBank genome assembly. Lineage: Eukaryota; Metazoa; Arthropoda; Insecta; Lepidoptera; Nymphalidae.
AUGAUUUUGAGCCCUCUUCUAAAUGUGAGUCUCCGUCCCCAGUUGUGUUCAUGGGUGAAGCAAACUAGAAAUUUAAGACCAAUAAUAAAAAUAGGCAAAGAGAAGUUUCAACUGUUCUUAGAUGUUCAUCAGUUUAGCAAGGAUGAAAUAAGAGUUAAGGCGAGAUCUGAGUUCGUUAUCGUAGAAGGAAAACAGGAAAGAAAAACCGAAAACGGUUGUUUGAUACGGACUUUUGUUAGAAAGUUCAAGUUACCAGAAGGUUGUAACCCUCAAGAUAUAAAAUCCAAGCUGUCUCCAGACGGUUGUUUAAUGAUAACAGCUCCCAGAAAUAAGUGCAGUGUGAACUAUCCUUGUGAAACCGUGAUACCUAUUGCUUCUACUUCAAAAGAACCCGGUGUUUUCAAGGAAGAUAAGCCAAGUGAUUCACCGAAGCCACCAGAAAGUAAAUAA